Molecule: messenger RNA, 5789 nt
Organism: Catharus ustulatus (Swainson's thrush)
Lineage: Eukaryota; Metazoa; Chordata; Aves; Passeriformes; Turdidae
Product: vitellogenin-2-like
Exons: 36
Coding region: 1-5583 (1860 amino acids)
Biological process (GO): lipid transport
Molecular function (GO): lipid carrier activity
Source: RefSeq, a predicted model, not a curated record
AUGUCUGGCAGAGCCCCAUUCACCUUCACUAUGAGGGGAAUCAUACUUGCACUAGUGCUCACCCUCGUAGGUAGUCAGAAGCUUGACAUCGACCCUGAGUUCAGUAGCAGAAAGAGCUACCUGUACAGUUAUGAAGGCUGGGUGUUGAAUGGGCUUCAAGAAAAGAAUUUAGCCAAAGCCGGCGUGCGCCUGAGCUGCCAACUAGAGAUCAGUGGGCUGUCAGAGAACACCUACCUCCUCAAGAUCCGCUCUCCACAGCUCGAGGAAUACAAUGGCAUCUGGCCCAGGGACUCAUUCACUCGAUCUUCCAAAAUCACCCAGACGGUUUCCUCGUGCCUUACCCGGCCCUUCAAGUUUGAAUACAGCAGUGGACGGGUUGGAAGCAUUUAUGGCCCAGAAAACUGCCCUGAUACUUGCAUUAACAUAGUGAGAGGAAUACUGAACAUGAUACAGAUCACCAUUAAAAAGUCACAGAAUGUGUAUGAAUUGCAAGAGGCUGGGAUUGGAGGUGUUUGCCACACAAGGUAUGUCAUCCAGGAGGACAAGAAGAACAGCCGAGUCUCUGUUACCAAAACUGUAGACCAGAAUAAUUGCCAGGAAAAAGUGGUGAAGAGCCUUGGAACGGCUUACAUCUACCCCUGCCCUGUUGACGCGAUGAAAGAAAGGAUCAUCAAAGGGACUGCAGCUUUCUCGUACAAGCUGAAGCAGACAGACAGUGGUACCCUGAUCACAGAGGUGGUGUCUCAGCAGGUGUAUCAGAUCUCACCCUUCAGUGAACCCACCGGUGUCGCUGUCACGGAAGCAAAACAGCAACUCACCUUGCUUGAGGUGAAGAGUGAACGGGGGAGCUCCCCAGACAUCUCCCUGCAGAGCUACGGAGGCCUGCGAUACCAGUUCCCAGCAGUGCUGCCACAGAUGUCAGUGCAGCUCAUCAAGACAAAAAACCCUGAGCAACGGAUAAUCGAAACCCUGCAACACAUAGUCCUGAAUAACCAGCAAGAUUUCCAUGAUGAUCUUCCAUACCGUUUCCUGGAGCUCGUCCAGCUCUGCCGCACAGUCAGCGCUGACACUUUGGAGUCCAUCUGGAGGCAAUGUUCAGAUAAACCCCGCUACAGGAGAUGGCUGCUGAGUGCAGUUUCUGCGACAGGCACUACAGAAGCACUCAAAUUCCUCAAGAGCAGAAUCCGCAGUGAUGACCUUAGCUACUUUCAGGCUCUUCUAAGUGUUCCCUUUGCUCUCCAUUUAACAAAAGCUGAUGAACACACUGUUCCAAUAGCAGCAGAUUUAGUGACAAGUUCUCGAAUCCAGAAAAAUCCUAUGCUUCAACAACUUGCCAGCUUGGCCUACAGUUCUGUGGUGAAUAAAUACUGUUCACAGACCUCAUCUUGUCCUAAAGAAGCUGUCCAGCCCAUCCAUGACCUGGCAGAUGAGGCAAUCAGCAGGGGCCGUGAGGACAAAAUGAAAUUAGCUCUGAAGUGCAUUGGCAACAUGGGAGAGCCAGCCAGCAUCAAGCGCAUCCUGAAGUUCCUUCCCAUAUUUUCAUCCAGUGCUUCUGAUAUCCCCAUCCACAUCCAAAUUGACGCCAUAAUGGCCUUGAGAAAAAUUGCUUGGAAGGACAGCAAAACAGUGCAGGGAUAUCUCAUCCAGAUUCUGGCUGACGAGUCGCUGUCCCCCGAAGUGCGGAUGAUGGCUUGUGCUGUUAUCUUUGAGACAAGACCUGCCCUUCCCUUAAUAACAACCAUUGCCAAUGUGGCCAUGAAGGAGAGCAAUUUGCAAGUGGCCAGUUUUGUGUAUUCCCAGAUGAAGGCUUUGUCCAAGAGCAGGUUGCCCUACACGUACAACAUAUCUUCAGCUUGCAAUAUUGCCCUUAAGCUGCUGGCCCCCAAAUUGGACAAGCUGAGCUAUCGCUACAGCAAGGUCAUACGUAUUGGUGGUUACUUUGAUAACUAUAAAGUUGGUGCUGCUGGAGAUGUCUUUGUUAUGAACAGCCCAGGAACGAUGUUCCCAUCAGCAAUAAUUUCCAAGCUGAUGGCAUAUUCUGCAGGAUCGGUGGCUGAUUUGGUGGAGGCUGGUGUCCGUGUGGAAGGCCUCACAGAUGUCCUCGUGAAACGAAAUAUCCCAUUUGCUGAGUAUUCCACCUACAAAAAGAUAAAGGAGAUUGGAAAAGCUCUGCUGGGAUGGAAGGAGCUGCCAACAGAAACCCCCUUGAUCUCAGCCUACUUUAAACUCUUUGGCCAAGAGCUGGCCUACAUCAACAUCAACAAGGAAGUUAUACAACAGGCUGUGAAGGCCGUGCUGGAGCCUGCCGACAGGAGCGCGGGGCUGAAGAGGCUGGCGGCCCAGCUGCGCAGCGGCGUCGCGGGGCAGUGGACACAGCCCGUGUGGCUGGGAGAGCUGCGCCACAUCCUCCCCACCUGCACCGGGCUGCCCCUGGAGUACAGCUCCUACAGCACUGCCACAGCCAGGGCUGCGCUCAGCGUUGAUGGAAAGAUAGCUCCCCCUUUAACUGGAGAUUUUAAACCUUCACAGUUGCUUGAAUCCACUGUGCAGAUUCGUGCUGACAUAACCCCCAGCUUAUACAUACAGAAAUUUGCAACAAUGGGUGUCAACACAGAAUACUUCCAACAAGUUGUGGAAAUUCAAGGCAAGGUCCUGACAAGAGUGCCAGUGAAGUUUGAUGCCAAGAUAGACCUGAAGCUGAAAAAUAUAAAGAUUGAAACAAAACCAUGCCGUGAGGAAACUGAGAUAGUGGUUGGAAGCCAUAAAGCUUUUGCUGUAUCAAGAAAUUUAGGAGAACUAGAUGUUGAAAAGAGAACCUCAAUUCUCCCAGGAGAUGCUUCAUCAAAUAUUGUGGAAGAACCUUUCAAACCAUCAGAUAGAGCUUCCAGUGAAGAUUUCACAAAGCAAGAAGCUGACAGCUCGUCAAAGAAAAAUGGCUAUAGCUCUCAAGAGGAUCUUCGCCACAUCACGGGAAGAAAAUCUCACAAACAAGACAUCUGCGUCAAGCUGCAUCAUCUGGGGUGUCAGCUCUGCUUUUCCAGAAAGUCACGAGAUGCCAGUUUCCUAAAAAAUACAUAUUUGCACAAACUCAUCGGGGAACACGAAGCUAAAGUAGUCUUGACCCCAGUUGAAACAGAUGCUGGUAUUGACAAAAUACAGCUGGAGAUUCAGGCAGGAUCCAGAGCAGCUUCCAAAAUAAUUCAUGAAGUAAAGUCGGAGUCUGAGGAAGAGGGUGAAUCAUCUCUGCAUGAGGACAUUCAAGCUAAACUGAAGAAGAUUCUAGGCAUUGAAAGUGUGUUCAAGAUUGCAAAUAAAACACGACACCAGAAGAAGAAACCUUCAAAGAAAGAAAACACUAUGCUUCCAGACCUUGGGGCAGACCCCGAUACAAAAGAUCCCUCCAGCUCUUCUGCCUCCUCAGCUGUCUCCUCUUCCUCAUCAUCUGCUGUUUCUCCUCGUAGUAAAGAGGCUGGUGAUGAAGAUAAGAAUGAUCAAGAAGAGCAAGCGAAAAACAAGGAUGCAAGCAGCAAGAGCAGCAGCAGCAGCAGCAGAAGCAGCAAGAGUAGCAGCAGCAAGAGCAGCAGCAGAAGUGGUGGCAGAAGUAGCAAGAGUAGCAGCAGUAGUGGCAAAAGUAGCAAGAGCAGUAGCAGUAGCAAGAGCAGUAGUGACAGAAGUAGCAAGAGUAGCAGCAGCAGUGACAAAAGUAGCAAGAGUAGCAGCAGCAGUGACAAAAGUAGCAAGAGUAGCAGCAGCAGUAGCAGCAGUGACAAAAGCAGCAAGAGUAGCAGUAGUAGCAGUAGUAGUAGCAGCAGCAGCAGUAGUAGCGAGAGGAGCAGUAGCAGCAGCAGCAAGUCAUCGAGUCAUCAUAGCCAUGGGCAUCACUCGAGAUACGUGAACAGCAGCAGCAGCAGCGAAUCACUGAGCCACCAUAGCCAUAAACAUCAUUCAGGACAUCUGGAAGGUGGCAGCAGCAGCAGCAGUGCAUAUUCCAAAAUAUGGGAAGCUCAUGAGAUUUAUCAGUACCGCUUUAAAUCACUGCAUAAACAAGAGUUCCCAGAAAGUAAACUCCCAGAUGACCAAAUUAGCAGCUCACAUUCCUCUGCCAGAUCCAGUCGUGCCUCAUCUCGAGCUUCAUGGCCAAAGUUUUUGGGAGAUGUUAAAGCACCAGUAUUAGCAGUUUUUCUGCAAGGCCUCCGUGAUGAUAAGAAGAUAGGAGGCCUCCAGCUCGUGGUAUAUGCUGAUAUUGACUCCAUCAAGCCCCGGGUGCAGGUAUUUGUGUCAAACCUCACAGAUUCAAGCAAGUGGAAGCUCUGUGCUGAUGCUUCAGUCCUCAAUGCUCACAAGGCAGCGGCUUACCUGAAAUGGGGACGGAAUUGCCAGGACUACAAGGUUUCAUCUGAGCUGGUAACCGGGAAGUUUGCUGCCCACCCUGCUGUUCAGGUGAAACUGGAGUGGCCUAAAGUGCCUUCCAGUGUCAGAUCCAUAGCAGAAUGGUUUUACAAGUUUGUCCCCGGGGCUGCAUUUAUGCUGGGGUUCUCUGAAAAAACAGAUAAGAAUCCUUCUCGACAAGCCAAGGUGAUCGUGGCUCUAACUUCUCCGAGGACAUGUGAUGUUGUUAUCAAGCUUCCUGAUGUUACCCUCUAUGAAAAAGCCAUGAGACUUCCCCUGUCACUUCCUGUAGGUCCAAGGAUACCAGCUUCAGAGCUGCAGCCUCCCAUCUGGAAUAUCUUUGCUGAAGCCCCUUCUGCAGUUCUUGAGAAUUUGAAAGCUCAAUGCUCAGUUUCCUACAACAAGAUCACAACCUUUAAUGCAGUUCGGUUUAACUACACGAUGCCAGCGAACUGCUACCACAUCUUGGCUCAGGAUUGCAGCUCUGACCUUAAGUUCUUAGUGAUGAUGAAGAAUGCAGGGGAAGCUGUGAACCUGAAAGCAAUCAACAUCAAGCUUGGCAAUCAUGAAGUCGAUAUGCGCCCUGCGAGCGGACGGGUGAAGCUGCUGGUGGAUGGGGCUGAGAGCCCAACUAAUGUUUCUUUGACAUCUGCUGGAGCUUCUCUGUGGAUCCACAGUGAAAAUCAAGGGCUUGCACUUCUCGCCCCAGCCUAUGGCAUUGAUAAACUGUACUUUGAUGGAUACACAUUCAAGAUCCAAGUUGCUUUAUGGAUGGCAGGAAAAAUGUGUGGACUGUGUGGAAAAUACGAUGCAGAAUGUGAACAGGAAUAUCGGAUGCCCAACGGAUAUGUAGCUAAAGAUGAAGUGAGCUUUGGGCAUUCUUGGAUUUUGGAAGAAAGGCCUUGUAGAGGAGCCUGCAAGCUGAGGCACGCCUUUGUGAAGCUGGAGAAGACAGUGCAGCUGGCCGGGGUCGAGUCCAAGUGCUACUCCACGGAGCCCGUGCUGCGCUGCACCAAGGGCUGCUCUGUCACCAAGACUGCCCCAGUCACCGUGGGCUUCCACUGCCUCCCUGCUGAUUCAGCUACCAGCCUGACAGACAAGCAGACGAAGUUUGACCAGAAGUCAGAGGAUAUAAAGGACACUGUUGAUGCACACAUAGCAUGUUCUUGUGAGGAUGAAGACUGCAGUACAUGAAGCUGCACAUUUGCAGCAUAAAAGAAAACAGAAAUACUUUCAUGUUUAUAUUGUGUGGUGUAAAAAACCUUGUCUUAAGGAAUAAUAGAGAUACUAAAUUAAGUAUUCAAGGAUGUGUGGAAUCUUCCCAAGUAAUUUAAAGUAUUAAACUUUAUUAUUGUAGAAAACUGUUAUGAUUGCCCAUAAAUUUCUGAUUUCAUAAUAAA